Messenger RNA from Eubalaena glacialis (North Atlantic right whale), 626 nucleotides. Its product is annotated as heterogeneous nuclear ribonucleoprotein A1-like. Bases 12 to 626 code for a protein of 204 amino acids. The record is from RefSeq and is a predicted model, not a curated record. The transcript is spliced from 2 exons. Gene Ontology annotation, molecular function: RNA binding. NCBI's taxonomy places the organism in Eukaryota, Metazoa, Chordata, Mammalia, Artiodactyla, Balaenidae.
UGAAACAACCGAUGAGUCUGAGGAGCCAUUUUGAGCAGUGGGGAACGCUCACAGAUUGUGUGGUAAUGAGGGAUCCAAACACCAAGCGCUCCAGAGGCUUCGGGUUUGUCACAUAUGCCACUGUGGAGGAGGUGGAUGCAGCCAUGAAUGCAAGGCCACACAAGGUGGAUGGAAGAGUGGUGGAACCAAAGAGGGCCUUCUCAAGAGAAGAUUCUCAAAGACCUGGUGCCCACUUAACUAAAUACCACACUGUGAAUGGCCACAACCGUGAAGUAAGGAAAGCACUAUCUAAGCAAGAGAUGGCUAGUGCUUCAUCCAGCCAAAGAGGUCGAAGUGGUUCUAGAAACUUUGGUGGUGGUCAUGGUGGUGGUUUUGGUGGGAAUGACAACUUUGUUUGUGGAGGAAACUUCAGUGCUCGAGGUGGCUUUGGUGGCAGCCGUGGUAGCGGUGGAUAUGGUGGCAGUGGGGAUGGCUAUAAUGGAUUUGGUAAUGAUGGAAGCAAUUUUGGAGGUGGUGGAAGCUACAAUGAUUUUGGAAAUUACAACAAUCAAUCUUCAAAAUUUGGGCCCAUGAAAGGAGGAAACUUUGGAGGCAGAAGUUCUGGUCCCUAUAGUGGUGGAGGCUAA